Molecule: messenger RNA, 1495 nt
Organism: Lactuca saligna
Lineage: Eukaryota; Viridiplantae; Streptophyta; Magnoliopsida; Asterales; Asteraceae
Source: the annotation of a GenBank genome assembly
CCUGAAAUAGAAAAAAGGUAAAGUUUUGUGGUCAAGAUGAAUUUCCCCCAAAUUUAUUACACACAUAAAAAACCAGUCCACCGAGAAUCUCUCCGCUUUCCACUCAUUUCGACAAAGUAGAGAGAGAAAUUAGUCGGUGUGCUUGAGAUCGGCGGCCAUGGCUUCUUCAACUGAACGUGAAAACUUCAUCUAUGUCGCCAAGCUUGCCGAGCAAGCCGAACGCUACGACGAAAUGGUGGAUGCUAUGAAGAAGGUAGCAAAGUUGGAUGUGGAACUGACUGUUGAAGAAAGGAACUUACUCUCAGUUGGGUACAAGAACGUUGUGGGGUCACGAAGGGCAUCAUGGAGAAUUUUGUCUUCAAUUGAACAAAAAGAGGAAUCAAGAGGCAAUGAAGUGAAUGUAAAACGGAUUAAGGAAUACAGACAAAAAGUUGAAACUGAGUUAUCUGACAUUUGUAGUGAUAUCAUGGUUGUGAUUGAUGAACAUCUCAUUCCAUCUUCUUCUGCUGGUGAAUCCACCGUUUUCUACUACAAAAUGAAAGGUGAUUAUUAUAGGUAUCUUGCAGAGUUCAAAUCUGGUAAUGAUAAGAAAGAAGCAGCUGAUCAAUCUUUGAAGGCUUAUCAAUUGGCUUCAACUACUUCAGAAGCUGAUUUAUCUCCAACUCAUCCUAUUCGAUUGGGUUUGGCUUUGAACUUUUCAGUGUUUUAUUAUGAGAUUAUGAACUCUCCUGAAAGGGCAUGCCACCUGGCGAAACAAGCUUUUGAUGAAGCUAUAUCAGAGCUUGAUUCCCUGAGUGAGGAAUCCUACAAAGACAGCACUUUAAUUAUGCAGCUUCUGAGAGACAAUCUCACUUUGUGGACUUCUGAUAUUCCUGAAGAUGGAGAUGACCAAAAAAUGGAAAUCACCAAAUCUGGUGCUGAAGAUGCUGAGUAAAUUCAUGGAUUGGUGAUGGGAUUAAGAAAAGAAAGUAUGAUGUAAUUUUAUUCUGUAAGCUUGAAUUUGAAGAAUUGUUUUUUUAUUUUAUUUUUAGGUUGUGUUUUUAAAUGGUUUUUGAGUCGUUUAUUCAUUUAGAUAUUUAUCUAUUAAGAUUGAUUGUUGUUUUAUCUUUAAUGGUUUAGUUUGUGUCUUCGAUGAUUUGCAAACUCUGGUAAAUUAAAUUAAAUUAUGAUGUCUGAUUAAUUAGGAAAUGGUUGAAUUAGUAUCAAAAGAUUGACAUGAACUUUAAUGAAAGACUCAUGUGAAUUUGGCUAAAUUAACUGGUAGUUAGUUGUUUUUAAUUUUGCUGAAGUGUUCUAAAAAAAGUUUAGCUUUUGAAUAUGUGAAAUUAGAUAAAAACCAAAAGGUAAAAGCUACAAAAAGUUAAAAAGAAAAAUGAUUCUUGAGGGUAAUUAAGUUUUAAGUUUGUAUUCAUUUGGUUCAUUUUUUUAUUUUUUAUUUUUUAUUUUUAUUUUUAUUUUUAUUCAAUAUACCAUCGAACUUGUUGUUUGCGUUCAC